This is a messenger RNA of Macrobrachium nipponense, 1134 nucleotides long. RefSeq lists its product as uncharacterized. Gene Ontology annotation, cellular component: chitin-based extracellular matrix. Gene Ontology annotation, molecular function: structural constituent of chitin-based larval cuticle. NCBI's taxonomy places the organism in Eukaryota, Metazoa, Arthropoda, Malacostraca, Decapoda, Palaemonidae. The transcript is spliced from 2 exons. The coding region runs from base 1 to 831 and encodes 276 amino acids. The record is from RefSeq and is a predicted model, not a curated record.
AUGAAUGCUCUGACAUUAUUUGCAUUGGCGGCUGUUGCUGCUUACGGCAGUUGCAGUCUGGGAUAUCGAGGUGUCUAUAGUGGAUACCCAAGGGUUUACUCGGGCAUUGCACACCAUGGAUACACAGGUGCUCAUCCCGUUGCAACCUAUGGGUCUGCAGUUCACACACCUUUGGCUUACAACCAAGUAGCUCACGCAGGUUACAACACCAUCCCUUAUUCACCAAUCCAGUCCCAGUACCAUGCCCAGGACGAGUUUGGCCAGUACUCCUUCGGAUAUGCCGGCGGUCCCUCUGCUCGCUCUGAGACCCGUGAUGCUUUUGGUGUCGUCAGGGGAUCCAACAACUACAUUGACUCUGAAGGAAAAGUGCAGACCCAGCAUUAUGUUGCCGAUGCCCUUGGUUUCCGCGUGUCUGGCACUAACCUGCCUGUGAGCCCAGAUGCCCCACUAGCUGCGCCUUUGGCUGUCCCUGUCGUGCUUCCUGAACCUGUGCAGGAUACCCCAGAAGUCGCCGCUGCAAAGGCUGCUCAUGAGGCAGCCUACAACGAGGCAGCUGCUGCUGCUGCUGUAGCUGCUCCUGAUCGCAAGAAGCGCUCUGUUUUGGCAGCCCACGCUCUGGGUGUGUACCCCUCACGUCGUUUCUCCUAUGGAUUCUCUGCUCCCUUGUCCUACGGCUACCCAGCUUAUGGAACUUACCAUUCUUAUGGUCCUUACGUUCAUGGAGCCCAUUCAUACCCUGCAUACCCUCAUGCACUUACUACCACUAGGGACGCCACCCUUCUGCGUGUGGUGAACAACCCAGGGCAUGCUGUUUCUUACCGGGUGGACUAAGGGAAGCCUAUAAUAUGGGCUUAACCGUCUUCUCUAUCAAGUAAGCACAAGAGGCUAUAUAUUAGGUCUAGCUAGCGUUCGUGGAGCAGUUGGCGUAGAGCACCUUCAUCUGUUUUACUACAUAGGUUUAAGAACGCCAAAGAUGACGUUGCUAAACCUACAACCAGGUGUGGGUGUUGACGCUUUCCAUUUUAUGUAUAUAAUGUAGAGAGCUAUUCAUGUUUUGUGUAAUCCUUUUGUACUAAUGAAUUUUCCGAUGUUAUAUAUGUGUAUUCUAAAAGAAUAGAUGUUAAAUUCAGACUU